Molecule: messenger RNA, 555 nt
Organism: Orbicella faveolata
Lineage: Eukaryota; Metazoa; Cnidaria; Anthozoa; Scleractinia; Merulinidae
Source: RefSeq, a predicted model, not a curated record
AUGGUUAUGUUUGAACAGGUUGCACCUCAUGUUAAUGGCCGCACUCAAACCCUUAACAAAUUUCAAGAAUUUGUUGUGGUGCUGAUGAAGCUGAGAUUAAAUAUGUCAUUUGAAGACUUGGCCUACAGAUUCACAGUAGUUAUGGCUAAAGUCUCACGUAUUUUCUCGGCUUGGAUGGUGGUGAUGGAUGCCAAGUUAUUUUCUCUUGUUUACUGGCCAGAACGAGAACAGUUGUGGUAUACCAUGCCAAUUUGUUUUCAAUAUGCAUUUGGGAAAAAAGUCACCGUAAUCAUUGACUGUUUUGAAGUAUUUAUUGAAAGGCCAACAAAUCUACUGGCCAAGGCCCAAACCUUUUCGUCUUACAAGCAUCAUAACACCAUAAAAAUUCUCAUAGGAAUUACCACUCAAAGAAACAUAUCCCAUGUAUCUGAAACCUGGGGAGGCCGCACAUCUGACAAGUUCCUUACAGAGAACUGUGGAUUUCUAGAACAUUUGUUACCUGGGGAUAUGGUGAUGGCAGACAGGGGGUCACUAUUACAGAGCGUGUUGGCCUGA